AUGUCGUUUGUAACCGAACCGUCUCAAAUUUGCUUGUGGUGUCGCGUGAGUUCAUGGAUCGACGCUACCGCACCUCAAGAAUCGAAGGAGCAAUUUAGGCACGACGAACUCAACAAAUACAAUGACCACAAAAUCACUAUGCCUUUAACACCGCCCUCCACAUCUCCAUCGAAACGAAGGCGUCUCAUGCCUUCCGAGGAUUCUGAAUCAAUCACUCUUCGCACUGCCAACUCAAUCGACAGCGACAUCACAAACGAAGCGAUUGACGACCCGACACCACGAGCACAGAGAGGUGGCAUCCCGCCAUGCCAUACCUUGCCUUCGUCGCUUGCCUUUCGCCCAAGUGCAAGUCAGUCCCAAGGCUCGGGGUCGAUAGUCUCCGGUUCCAGUCAAUCUGGUUCCGGUCUGACCCCGAGGCGACGCUCUGUGAGCCCGGUCAAGAAGACGAACGACCUACGGAAGUUAGCCAUACCCACAACACUCACUCCGCUUACAGCACCAAAAAAACAACUUCCCCCUAGUAUGCUCACUAUCUAUAAGCGUAUCGAGGACAUUAUGCAUUAUGGAGACCCAUUUGCGCCGGCGGAGGUUCAAUCAGCCAUCAACGAUAUCAUGCAAGCUGCCGGAGAAAGAGAAUGGCCCGCUGGCUGGUUUGAACAGCAAGCCGAUACUGGUGGCGCGGUUGCGGAGCGGGAGCUGGAGAGAAUUCUUGAAAUCCAAACCCUAGCAGCAGAGUGCUCGAGCGAGAAGGUAUCUGAAGCUACAUGGAACCUGGAGGUUCACGGUCCGUUGCUCAAACUGGCAAUGACCGCAAUCCGUGGUGUUUCUCGCCACUUGAUCACAACAGCAAGAAUUGAGUCCAAAUGGCUUCCAAUCACCCGCAUCUCGCCAGGGCCCUUAAUUUCAGCGUCAGAAUCCGGGUCGAUCAGGUGCUCUGGCAAUACUGUCGGGGGAAAGAUGGUAGAUUUUGCCCUGACUUUGGAUACUGCUUCGACUCUACUGGCAGUAAUCAAAGAGCAUAUUUAUGCCAGCGACCUUUCAGCAGAUUUAUCUGUCAACCAGACCACAUACAACCCGCUGACUCUGCGGCCGAUUGGUGUAAGCGUUGAGACCAAGGCUUCUGCUGCGGGAGCCGAACAAGGCCGCAUUCAACUUGCUUUAUGGACAAUCGCAUGGUACAAGAGAGUCCAGGCCUGGGUGGAUAGCUGCGCCGAUGAUAUCCGUCUUCCUGAUGCCAUGCCAGUUAUCUUGGUUACGGAGCAUGCAUGGAAUUUGGCGUUCGUCUGCAAUAGGGGUGGCGAGGCAUUUGAGCUGGUAUAUGAAAUCUCGAUUGGGAGCACUUCGAAUCUGCGUGAUUUAUACAAACUUCUGGCUGUAUUGCGCAUUUUGGGUCACUGGAUAGAUACUGAUCUCAGACAAUGGUUCGAGCGGUUGUUCCGACAACAGGACCAGCAGACUCAACAGCACACUGACCCGCUGUCCAAUCUUCGGCUCCCUGACUGCUUUUCGGAGCUGCAGCUAGACAAAAACGACAAGAUUACUCGCUUACUCCUUUUGCCGUCGGACCCAGAUGCGUUGGAGCUGGAGCCAAUUGGUCUAUCGGGAGGCGGCCAACGUGAGAGCGCCUUGUGUGGUGAAUGGAUGCAGUUUGCGUUUGGAGGUGACAGUCAGGGGGGGAGCAUCGAGAUGGCCAGGGUCCUGGCAGUCGCACAAUCGAUACACGACAUUGCAUGCAAAAUAUCAAUAAGUAUCGGGGGCUCUGCCCGGAUUGUGUUCGACAUCUUCUUUGACCCGUCAACCGACGAGGUAACACUAAGCAAUAACCCAGGUUCAACUACCAUUGAAGCCAUCAAGAACAACGGUAAGCAAAAGAUCAUUGUAUACCCCGCGGUAACAGCGGAACUGGACCCCGGGGUAUGGGAUCUAGUUGCACCAGCCGUCAGUUGCUCGAACAAGCUCUUCAUCCUCCCGCGUCGUGUCCUCCCCGAAGAGGCUAGCAUCUGUGAGUUUUCAAAAGGGAAACGAGCUUCACCGUCCUCAACCGUCGGCCAUGCAUCAAAACGAGUGAGAGAUGCCGGCGGCGAGAUUCACAACCUUCGCGUGGAAGGGAUUCCUCAUAUGCGCCAAUCGCCCCAUCCUCUCAUGAGCCUCGUACCCAGCCAAACCAUCAAAGUAAUCGGGGGAAACGUCCAUGAGGAGUAUUCAAUCGCACGAGUACAAAAGUUGUCUGAAAACCGUGCUUCGUCCGUCUGGAGGGCAUUGGUGUCCAUUUUCAGGUCCGAAAAAACCCAAGUGGUUGCAAAAACCCUGCUCAAAGGGCGCCACAGCACACUGGGCGUAGCCGAAAUGUGGCUGCGCGAAGCCAAAAUCCACUCCAAGCUAAACAGCCAGACUAGUGACCGCGCCGUUACCACAAUCGUGCGACUGCUUGGGCUGGACGCCCGUCUGCAUAGCCUGUACGUCGAGGAUAUCAAUGCGCCUUCGUUGGCGCAGAGGGACUGGCGGCGAACCGACAAUUACUUUUCCGGCUCGCUAGAUGAUACCAACCGCGUGCUCCGCGAUAUAAGCUCGGCUUUAGACCACGUUCACGGCAAAGGCGUGGUGCACAACGAUAUCAAACCAGGAAAAAUCCUUUAUAGCACCUCCCGCGGCGCUGUCCUCAUCGACUUUGGUCUUAGCAGUGAUGGCGAACAGGAUUCCGCCAGGGUGAGUAUGGCGGGCACGCCCUGGUAUAUCCCGCCAGAGUUUUCAACGGGAAGGCGCAGCCGCGGUUUCCCGGGCGAUGUGUGGGCAUUGGGCGUUGUAAUGCUGUUCCUCUACCAGCUACUACCGCUCCCAGAGAGGACCACUGAAUGGAUGAUUGCGGAAGUGGGCGGUCCGAACCACAAAGCCCUUGCUCGUAUGCUGGAAUGGAUAGAAACUACGAAGCGUGCCAGGGCGAAGCUUGGCCAUACUACGACGGAUGAAAUCAUCCGCAAAAUGACUGAGAUCAACCCUGUUAGCCGUGUGAGGAUCCGUGGGGUUGUGGAGGCUUUGGAAUCUUGGAAAUAG
Messenger RNA from Pyricularia pennisetigena, 3051 nucleotides. RefSeq lists its product as uncharacterized. Lineage: Eukaryota; Fungi; Ascomycota; Sordariomycetes; Magnaporthales; Pyriculariaceae. Gene Ontology annotation, molecular function: protein kinase activity; ATP binding. Gene Ontology annotation, biological process: protein phosphorylation. Bases 1 to 3051 code for a protein of 1016 amino acids. The transcript has 2 exons. The record is from RefSeq and is a predicted model, not a curated record.